AUUAACCUUCGUGUUCCUGUUUCACUGAAACGCAACAGACAGAAGAGGCGAGAAAAUGGAGUCGAACUCAAAGUCUUCCAAAGCGUAUCGCGCUCACGAUCUUUUUCCUGCUUUGAAACCUUCUUAUCUGUCUCUCAGUUUAGUCUUUGUGUGUAUAAUCCUUCUGUUGAGGAACGAAUCUACAAACGAUCGUUUGCUAGCGUUGGAAAAACAGAUGAAGGUUUUGUCAACAACACAAAGCUGUGCUGAGACUGGCUCCGAUGCAAAUCGCAACGAAAUGUCCGUCAAGCCGCAACUGGAUUCUGAUCAGAUGUUUGCCAGGAGGAUCAAGACUCCUGUUGCGAAGAAGCUUGAUUAUCCCUCAGGUAAAAGUCAACAAAACCGACCGGACACACCUAUCAUGGUAAGCAGAAAUCGCAGGAAAGCUCCUGCAAGUUUACCUAAUGUCAUCACAAUUGAUGACGUACGCAGAGAGAUCACCAAGCACUUAGAACAGCUCAUUCCUACAAAGUAUUGCAAGUCGACCGAAAAAGUCUGCCCUUCGGGUCCCCCCGGAAGCCCUGGCGUUAAAGGUGUAAAAGGAUCUCGUGGUAGGAGGGGACCACGAGGAAAACAGGGACGACAGGGUAUUAUGGGUCCACCAGGUAGGCAUGGAAAGCCAGGAAUGGCUGGACCUGUUGGACCGAGAGGGGCAAAAGGAGACCAGGGCGAGCCAGGCUCGAUAGGCAUACCAGGACCACCAGGUAGUCCUGGAGAGUCAAUAUCUGCCCCACAAGUCACGAUAUCACCUGCUGAACAGACUCAAGAUGAAGGAAAGGAUGUGAAGUUUUAUUGCUCGAUUAGUGGGAAUCCACCUCCCAGAUCUGAAUGGAAGUUUAGGGGCAGGAAGCUUAUUUCAGGCUCUAAACAUGUGGUCAACGAUGGAGCAUUGACCAUUAAACGUUUGAACUACAGUGAUGCUGGACGGUAUUCUUGUGCUGCGACUAAUAUCCUUGGAUCGCAUGAAGGGUCAGGAAAUUUAACUGUUCGAGGUCUUCCUAUUCUGAUCUCUCCACCACCGUCUGUCAUCACGCCAAAAGAGUAUUCCACUUUGAACGAGACAUGUCAAGCUAAAGGGUUUCCACGUCCCUCCAUAAACUGGACCAGGCUAGGAAUGGCCUUCCCUGCAGGGAAGACUACAAUCAGUGGAGGCAGCCUAACUAUAAAUAACUUGAGUCCUGCCGACGGUGGAGUGUACGAAUGUAGAGCGACAAACAGCAUGGGUACAACGAAAACAAAGAUGAACGUGGCAGUGCAACGACAACCGAUGCUUAAAGAUUGUGACUGUUGGCGAACUCGUAACCCUCAAAGUGCUAGUGGAAAUUGGGGAUACUCUUCCAUCGGAUCUUCCACCUCUCCAGGAAAUGUUGACGCUAUCGAUUUCCAAACGAGUGGUGAUGUUCUUCUGAAAGGAUAUCGACUUUGGGGAGUCAACAGCGGUUCAACUACUUUCCAGGUCACCAUUCGAUUGUAUCAGGAAGGUAUCUUGAUUGGCGAGAGGACUGGGUCCUACUUCACCAGAGCCUCUGACAGGACAUUCAAAGUGUAUUUUUUACAGGGAAUUUCUAUUCGAGCAGGUCUUAGUUACACUGCAACAGCUAAGAUAGUAACAAAUAAACUAACUUAUUAUCUCGAGAAUGGUAUGUCAAGUACGUCAUGUUCUAAGGUUACAGUUACCUUUAAAAAAUCUUCAAAAGACUCCAACUCAUCUAGUGUAUCUAGAGGCCAAAUACCGGCUCUAAUUUUCCGUUCCCUGCAAUGUCAAAAAUAGAAUCACUACUAAUCGAAAUUUAUGAAUAAGAUGGAAGUCUGAUCUAAUUAAAUAAAGAGAAGAAGCCUAAAUAAGGUAAAUAGAGGAAGCCUAAUCUGAGACGUGACCCGUUUACAACAAUUGAAUUUUGUAGCCUGUUGGUCGUUUUCCUUAUGAAGUCAUACGUAAGAUUGUUAGGUUAGUAAAACGCGAUUAUUACAUAUUGGAUCAUAACUUGAGAAAUCUAUGGGCUCAAGAACGAAAAAAGGAAAAACCUUAUUUUAAUUUUCCAAGAGAAUUCCAGUUGUCGUGCCUUACGUCAGUUGUAAUGUUCAAUGAGAUCGUCUGAGUGAGGAUAUCAGCCAUUACCGACAACCGUCCUUCUCAAGCUCUUCCUCCGCUCAGAGAGUUACGCAAGGCAAACAAAUAUUAUGUUUCUCAUCAACUUUCUCUUUACAAGAUGCAACUGGCCUUAAUAUCUGAACCCGAAAAGUUUAGAUAAAAAGACAUCUUAUUUCUUUCUUUAAUAGUAAUUUCAAUAAGUACCUGUUACAGUAGUCAAUCUUGAAAUAACUUAUGUAUUUCUUAAUUACGUUAUGAGUAAAACUUUUUAUAAUCUUUCAAUAUGGUCAACUAGCUAAGGCAAAAAUAUGGGCAACUAACUGUGGUAUUAUUACUGUGAGUCAGUAAUGUUCGUUGUGGAGGACAAUGUAUAGUAUUCGGUAGUAAAACUGUUAAGAAAACAUGCUGUAAUGUAAGUUUUAUGAUGUAAUGUUAUUAGCUAUGAUUUAGACUGAUUUU
Messenger RNA from Pocillopora verrucosa, 2590 nucleotides. RefSeq lists its product as uncharacterized. Gene Ontology annotation, molecular function: axon guidance receptor activity; calcium ion binding. Gene Ontology annotation, cellular component: axon; neuronal cell body; plasma membrane. Gene Ontology annotation, biological process: homophilic cell-cell adhesion; synapse organization. The record is from RefSeq and is a predicted model, not a curated record. NCBI's taxonomy places the organism in Eukaryota, Metazoa, Cnidaria, Anthozoa, Scleractinia, Pocilloporidae.